GGUGGUGUCACUGCAACUCUGGGGCAGGCUGGUGAAGAAUGCCCUGGUGCCCAGGCUUUACCUUGGCCGGUAGGUCCGGCAAGGAAGGAUAGGCCUUGGGGAGGGACCCGGCAGACUUUUCAGAAGCAGCCUCUUCCGGUCCCCAACCCCUAGUGGCAGUGUCUGGUGUCCCAUGGGGGCUCCCGGCUGUCUUCCCAGUACACAGCUCCUCUGCCUGCUUUGCUUGAUCCCACUGCUCCAGGUGGCCAGACCAGGCCAGGUGCCCCAGGACCAGCCCCUGUGGGCACUUUUGGAACAGCACUGCCACAGGACCCGGACACCCAUCAAAUUUUCAGGUACCUAUUCCUACUGCAACACGACCUUGGACCAGAUCGGGACCUGCUGGCCCCAGAGCACGCCCGGAGCCCUAGUGGAGAGACCAUGCCCCGAGUACUUCAAUGGCAUCAAGUACAACACGACCCGGAAUGCCUACCGAGAAUGCUUGGAGAAUGGGACAUGGGCCUCAAGGAUCAACUAUUCACACUGUGAACCCAUCUUGGAUGACAAGCAGAGGAAGUAUGACCUGCAUUACCGAAUCGCCCUCAUUGUCAACUACCUGGGUCACUGUGUUUCCAUGGUGGCCCUGGUGGCUGCUUUCCUGCUCUUCCUGGUUCUGCGGAGUAUUCGCUGUCUGCGGAAUGUGAUCCACUGGAACCUCAUCUCCACCUUCAUCCUGAGAAACGUCGCAUGGUUCCUGCUGCAGCUCAUCGACCAUGAAGUCCACGAGGACAACGAGGUCUGGUGCCGCUGCAUCACCACCAUCUUCAACUACUUUGUGGUCACCAACUUCUUCUGGAUGUUUGUGGAGGGCUGCUACCUGCACACGGCCGUUGUCCUGACAUACUCCACAGAGCACCUGCGCAAGUGGCUCUUCCUCUUCAUUGGAUGGUGCAUCCCCUGCCCUAUCAUCAUCGCCUGGGCAGUUGGCAAGCUCUACUAUGAGAAUGAACAGUGCUGGUUUGGCAAGGAACCUGGUGACUUGGUGGACUACAUCUACCAGGGCCCCAUCAUCCUGGUGCUCUUGAUCAAUUUUAUAUUUCUCUUCAACAUUGUCAGGAUCCUGAUGACAAAAUUACGAGCAUCCACCACUUCCGAAACAAUCCAGUACAGGAAGGCAGUGAAGGCCACCCUGGUCCUCCUCCCGCUGCUGGGCAUCACCUAUAUUCUCUUCUUUGUCAAUCCCGGGGAGGACGACCUGUCACAGAUUGUGUUCAUCUAUUUCAACUCUUUCCUGCAGUCCUUCCAGGGUUUCUUUGUGUCUGUUUUCUACUGUUUCUUCAACGGAGAGGUGCGCUCAGCCCUGAGAAAGCGAUGGCACCGCUGGCAGGACCACCACUCCCUCCGAGUGCCUGUGGCCCGGGCCAUGUCCAUCCCUACAUCACCCACCAGGAUCAGCUUCCACAGCAUCAAGCAGACAGCCGCUGUGUGACCCUCUGUCAUCCAUCGCUCGUCACUACACCACUGCAGCAGCUUCCCCGUCCUCUACAGCCCUCCCCUGGGUCCUCCUUGCUACACUGACCCUUGGGGUGCAGGAGAAGGAGUGGGGAGGUGGGGGGAUCGACUCUCCAGCCUGGAAGGAAAGGAAAGCUCUGGAAGGGGGCUCUGAAGGAACAGGGCCCAGUACAGUCUGCAAGCAAGAGGGAGCAGAGGGACUUGACAGGACCCUCAGAGAGAGUGGAUCUCACAUCAUCAAGCCUUUGUACACCCAGCCUCUCUCUCGGGUCCUCACUGUAACGUCACUUACAUGUGAAGAAUCUGAGGUGUUUAGCACACAAAGGCCUGGCCAAGACAAGUUCUGUGCCCUGUCCACAGCGCCCACGGUUGGCUCUGCCCCUUGCUUCCCAACUUUGUACCUGGGGUGCCCUCCCUGAGGAUGCCCUCUGUAGGUGGGGGAGACAACGAUGUAUCUGGCUUCAUCCCAGGGACUGUGUAAGAGAAGCUCCCUCCUCUGCACAGCCCCUCACCGAGCUGCCCCUCCGCUCCUUUCUCUGUCCUCCUGCCCGUGUCUCCAGGAGAAUGCUGGCUUCCAGUCUUGUGUCCGUCCUGGGAGACCUCCAUGCAGCCCUGGGCUCAGUCUGGGGACCUGGAGAUCCCAUGGGCAAAUGAGACAGAUGAAAAGUGACACUCGCGGGCCAAUCACAGUGCCAAACGGAAGGGAAGCGGACCCACCAGGGACAGAGGGAGAGGGGUGAGACUCCCCCAAAUCAGAGCAUUUCUCCUCAGCCUGCAGAAACAGCUCUUUCUGUGUAGGUGACAGACUUCAAGUCAGGCAACUAGACAUUGGAGAGAUGAUGUGGGCCAAUAAUGUCUGCAGGGCUAGCCAUGUCCCUCUCCUUAGAGACGAUGGCCAGGCCCAAGCAGGCCUUCCUCUGGCCUGUGGUGGGUUUGGAGUUCAUCCUUGUCAUCCCCCAGGAUGGCAUCUGCCCCACUCCCAGUGCAGAGUCUGCCUGUGUCAGGGACUGAGAUUCUGAAAUUGGUGGGAGGGAGCAAGGCCUCCAGGACCCACAAGCAAGAAGCAGAGAAGCGGAGUUGGCUUCAGCCGCACCUCCAUUCCUCUGACCGCCCCCUCCGGCAGAAGAAGAGGGAGAAGCCAGCAGGCUGUAAUCUUGAAAAGUUCCUUGCCUAGGUGUCUCACAAAAAUAAACUGAAGCCGGCGGUGGUGGCGCACGCCUUUAUUCCCGGCACUUGGAAGGCAGAAGCAAGCAGAUCUCUGUGAGUUCGAGACCAGCCUGGUCUACAAAGUGAGUUCCAGGACAGCCUCCAAAGCUAC
Molecule: messenger RNA, 2809 nt
Organism: Mesocricetus auratus (golden hamster)
Lineage: Eukaryota; Metazoa; Chordata; Mammalia; Rodentia; Cricetidae
Gene: Crhr2
Product: corticotropin releasing hormone receptor 2
Exons: 13
Coding region: 173-1468 (431 amino acids)
Biological process (GO): adenylate cyclase-modulating G protein-coupled receptor signaling pathway; cell surface receptor signaling pathway; long-term synaptic potentiation
Cellular component (GO): axon terminus; dendrite; plasma membrane
Molecular function (GO): corticotrophin-releasing factor receptor activity; corticotropin-releasing hormone receptor activity; G protein-coupled peptide receptor activity
Source: RefSeq, a predicted model, not a curated record